AUGGGUGGUCGCCUGCCAUUCAACCAAUCUUUCUGGGAGGAGUUUCUCAUGGGCCGUGAAGGUAGUCUGCCUAAUCUGCCGGAAAUAUCCCAUGUCAGCAAACGUGUUGUGCGUAUACUCGGCGGAAACCCAGGUAGCAUGCACCUCCAAGGCACAAAUACCUAUCUAGUUGGAACAGGCAGAUCCCGCAUCCUCAUCGAUACGGCACAGGGCCUCCCCGCCUGGAUACAUCGCAUCUCCUCAUUUCUUUUUACUCAUAAUAUCGAGCUUUCUUACGUUCUUCUUACUCACUGGCAUGGUGACCACACCGGUGGUGUCCCGGAUUUGAUUGCACAUAACCCUUUACUCACGAACAAAAUAUAUAAGAACAAUCCGGAUGCCGGCCAAAAUACUAUAACGGAUGGGCAAAUUUUCUCUGUGAAUGGCGCGACGGUGCGUGCAGUUUUUACUCCUGGGCAUUCGGUGGAUCAUAUGUGCUUCGUGUUGGAGGAAGAAAACGCCCUUUUCACAGGGGAUAAUGUCCUAGGUCACGGAUUCAGCGUUGCUCAAGAUUUGGGGUGUUAUAUGGAUAGCCUAAGGAAUAUGUCUGCAUUAGCCUGCGGCCUCGGAUAUCCAGCGCAUGGGGCAAUUAUUGAGAAUCUACCGGGAAAGUUGGAUGAAUACAUACAGCAUAGGGAAGGGCGUGAGCGUAUGAUGCUAUCUACGCUGACAAAAGAAUUGGUCCAAGGCCAAGAACGACGGGGAGAAGGGACUAAAGGUGGGUUGACAUUGAAUGAAAUUGUGAUAUCGAUUUAUGGACGACUACCGCAGGAGGUGAUUGAGAAGGCCCUGGCGCCAUCUUUACUACAGGUGCUGUGGAAAUUGACUGAAGAUCGAAGAGUGGGGUUUAAACCUGGGGAUCCGCUGAAGCGACAGUGGUUUGCAUUGAUCUCAGUUGAGUAG
Messenger RNA from Nannizzia gypsea CBS 118893, 942 nucleotides. RefSeq lists its product as hypothetical. Bases 1 to 942 code for a protein of 313 amino acids. The record is from RefSeq and is a predicted model, not a curated record. The transcript has 3 exons. Lineage: Eukaryota; Fungi; Ascomycota; Eurotiomycetes; Onygenales; Arthrodermataceae. Gene Ontology annotation, biological process: secondary metabolite biosynthetic process.